UCAAAUAAUAGGUCAUUGUCCACUUAAAGGGUAUCUCUUGUAUCUUAUUUGAGGAUUGUUUUGAGCCUGCCUCUAAUCUUUUUGUUACUUGUAAUAUAACCUUAUUUGAUUAGAUUGAGCAUGCCUCUAAUCUUUUUGUUACUUGUAUUCUAACUUCUAGUGUCUAGUAUGGGAUUUUAAGUGGUUGAGUGUCCAGUCGGUUAACCCUGGGGAACUAGGUGUCUUUUUGAGUUUUUUAUUUCUAGUAUGAUCUAAGGCUAAGUUAAGGAGUUUUCUAUGAUUUGGCAUGCCACGUAUGGGAUUAAUUCGUUUGCUCGUAAUGACAAGUUUUUUUCUGAUUCGUCAUCAUAUGUGAAAGAGUGGAGGAUAAGAGUGAUUUCUUUGGUUUGAAAUUGGUUUCUUAGUCGGCCACCAUUAAAUUAUUCUCUUUCUUAGACUGAAUUUAGAAUCUUAUCUUAUAUAUAAACCUUUAGUGGAUAAGAGUACUAACAUGUUCUAGUGGAGCUUCAUGCUUCUAUGUUGCUUGGGGUCCCUUGAUCCGUUGGUGAUGGGGCUGGCAGCUUGAGCUUUAGUUAGAUCUUUUGUUAGUUUGGCCUAUUGUUUUCUCUUGGUUUUGAGGCAAUUUUUAUGCCAUCCAAGUUUGUUUCAGGUUCAAAAACAACAUUUUAAUAUUUUCUGCAAUUUUUUAUUUUAUUUCUCUUUUGAAUUAAAAGACAUCUUUUGAUAUCAUAAAAUUUUGUAAUUUCUAUAUUGGUGGAUUCUAGAGUUUAUCUGACAGGUUUGGCACUUGCAGUCCUGUGUUUUCAUUCUAGGUUUAGCGCUUGCUAAUCCUUUGUGAUUCCGACUACGUUAGGUGGUAUCAGAGCAGAUGGAAAAUUUAACAAAUUAGGUGAACAACGCGAACAAUAACGGGAAUUAGCAAAGAGACGGAGGAGGAGAAAAAGUUAGGAUUUCGCAGGGUGGAAACAAUCACGUGUUAUUGUUUCUGAAAAUUUGAUUUCUGAAGAAGAAGAACCAUAUGAGGAAGAGAUAGUUGAUCAUGGGAAUCAAUAUAACCAUGAUUAUCGAGUGAAGGCUUCUAAUCCAUUAUUCUAUGGAACAAUGGGAGCGAAGGAGUAUUUGGAUUGGCAGAUAAACAUCGACAGGUUCUUCGACAUUAUGGGCGUCCUUGAGAACAAACAAGUUAACAUGGUGUCGAUCAGGCUGAAGAGUAAUGUUGUUGUCUGGUGAGAUAAACUUGUUGUUUAGAGGCAGAGGCAAAUGAAUAGGUCAAUCAGAACUUAGCGAAGAAUGAAAAAGUUGAUGUUGGAGUGGUUUUUAUUGGAGGAUUAUGAACAAAUUCUUUAUAAGAUGUAUAUUGAGUAUGUUCAGGGAAAAGAACUAUGACUGAUUGACUGAAUACACAACUGAGAUCCUGCAUUUUUCUGAGUGCAAUGAAUUGGGAAAAUUAGAGAGCAAGAAAAUGGCUUGAUACAUCAUUGGCAUGAAGAGAUCCUUGCAGGAGAAUAUGGGUUUACAAACUGUAUGCAACGUAGCUGAGGCAUCCAUUCUAGCUUUAAAGUAAGAAUUAAUGGAGAAGUCCCCUCAAAAUUUCUCAUCUUUUAGGUAUUCGCCCAAGAAUUGAGUUCAACAACCAAGGAUUUCAACCCUAAGAAUAAGGGGACUAGUAAGCCUAUUGGUAUGCAACAGGGUAAAGCACCAUUCCAUAGGCAGAAUAAUCCAUAUGCUAAACCCACUAAAGAUAUGUGUUGUCGUUGUAAUGGAAGAGGUCACGGAUCAAAUGUUUAUCUAACAAGGAGAGUCGUUGCUAUUACGGAAGAAAGGAAAAAGGAAGAGGAAAGAGAAGGACAUGCAGUUGAGAACGAUGAAUAUGAAGGGGUUGAGUUUGCGGAGGAAGAAUCUUAUGAGAUGGUAAAUUUUGUGUUGCAAAGAAUUUUACUAGCAUCUAAAGAUGAAGGGCAAUGCAAAAAUUUUGUUUAAAACGCAUUGUUCUAUCAAGAACAAGGUGUUUAAUUUGAAUGUGGAUAGUGGAAUCAUGGAGAAUAUGGAGUCGCAGAAAUUGCUAGAUCACUUGAAAGGGUUCCCAAGUUAGAUUAACACCGGCCUGCAAAGUUAUUAUCUCCAUCGGAAAACAUUAUAGAGAAGAGGUACUUUAUGAUGUUCUUGAUAUGGAUGUUUAUCAUAUUUUACUUGGCAGACCUUGGAAGUUUGAUAUUGAUAUCUCUUAUCGAGGAUGGGAUAUUGUGAUGAUGUUUAUAUGGGGCACAAAUAAAAUAGCUAUGGCUUCUAUUUUGCACUUUGAUAAGAAUUUAGGAGGAAAGAAGUAUAGUUUCUUCACUACUACAAAACGCCAAACAACAACGCCCAAGUCACCACGGUUCUUCCAAACACCGUGGUGACAUCUCAACUCUUAGGCGCUUUUUAAAAUUUUUUAGGAUAUAAUAACGGUUGUUAUGCUCACCGUGGUGAUAAAAUCAAGCUUUCAUGGGUUCGAACUUCAGCGUUCUAAAAUUUUUAUUCCUUUAACGUUAAGGCGCGCCUUUUCUUUUUUAUUUAGUUUUUAAAAAAAAUAGAAGGGAUAUCACUAGGUUGUUUUGUACAACCGUUGUGACACACACACACACACAGAUAUAUAUAUAUAUAUAUAUAUAUAUAUAUAUAUAUAUAUAUAUAUAUAUAUAGAGAGAGAGAGAGAGAGAGAGAGCGAGAGAAACUUAUCACCACGGUUGGUAAUGAAAACCGUUGUGAAAAAUUUACCUAUAUAAGCGAAUAAACUCUCGCUUCUGGUCCUAGUGAUAAAGUAGUAUCUGACUUGAGCCUCUUCUUAGGAACAUUGGCUAGGAACUCAACAUUUUGUCCUCUGCGUUACACCAAUUGGUCAAAAAUUCCAGAUGAUAAUAAAAACCGUUUCUGGAGAUAUAAUAAUCGGAAGUUUAUCUUGUCGGUUGAAGCACGAGAUUGGGUUGAGACCACUGUUAGAGAUGCAUGGAGAAGAUAUAAGCACGCUAUUAAGAAGAAACAUUUUUUGAAGUAUUCCAACAUGACUGAGAGACUCAAAAAUCGUCCGCCAAAGAUGCCCAUUGCUCAAUUUAAGAGUCUUUGUGAUUAUUGGAGUAAGGAAGCUAUAAAAGCAAUCAGUGACAAUAACACUAGAAAUAGAGCUCAACUAAAAUGGAUGCAUCGAAUGGGUCCCAAAAACUUUGCUUUGACUCGUGAAAAAGUGCGUGAAAAGGAAAAGAGAGAGCCCACUCAAUCAGAAAUGUUUGUUGAAACUCGAAAAGGAAAUAAAGGAAAGGUUAUGGAUGUAGAAACUGAAAAGUAAUUUCCCAACUUCAAGAAAUGGUUGAAAAGGAGAAAAGUGACACAAAAGCGUUUAAAGCUGUUUUUGGAAAGGAGUGUCCUGGCAGGGUACACUGUUAUGGGAGAAACAUAACUAAAACUUCCUUAAAGCGAAAGGCGGAGAUUAAUUCUUUGAAACAAGCACACAGUGAAGAGGUCUCUACAUUAAGGCACGUGUUUCAAGAUCAGAUUGAUAGAUUUCAAAAUGCUUUUAAGACCGUAAUACAACAAUGGAGUCCUCAAAUUAAUAUGGAGUCAAUCGAAGAUUUGUUAGGAUUAUCUCAUAGAGAUGCUAACAGUUCCCCAAAGGAUAUGACACAAAAAUUGCAUUCCUCUACAUCAACUCAUGCUACAUGUCAUAGAAAGCAAGGUAUCAAUGAAGAUGUUGAAAAUGACGAUAUCAAUGAUGAAAUUCAAGAGGACGGCAUAGAUAAUGAAAUUCAAGAGGACGACAUAGAUGAUGGAUUUCAAGAGGACGUUGUAGGUGAUGAAUUUCAACAGGACGACAUAGAUCUAGAUGAUGAAUUUCAAGAGGAUGAAAUUGAUCUAGAUGAUGAAUUUCUAGAGGACGAUAUAGAUGGUGAAUUUCAAGAGGAAGACGUAGAUGAAGAAUUUCUGAAAGACGACAUGUGUGAUGAAUUUCAAAAGGACGAUGUGGAUGAUGAAUUCCAAGAAGACAAACUUGAAUGAGUUGGAUGAGGUCUUUUUUUCUUCUUGUAGUUGAAAGCAUUAAACUUGAACUUGUUUUUUGUUGUUUUGUUGAAUUAUGUUUUUUCUUAUUUUGCUAGGUUCAUACUUCAAAGUAUUAAACUUAUUAUUAUAAGUAUUGUUACGUUAGGAAUUUCAUGUAUUGGCUACUAUCUUGAAUUAAUGUUUGAAUUAGAUUUUAUUAUAAUUUAUCUUUUGUUGAUGUAUGGUUAAA
Vicia villosa (hairy vetch) is the source of this 4261-nucleotide messenger RNA. RefSeq lists its product as uncharacterized. The record is from RefSeq and is a predicted model, not a curated record. The transcript is spliced from 7 exons. Lineage: Eukaryota; Viridiplantae; Streptophyta; Magnoliopsida; Fabales; Fabaceae. The coding region runs from base 3340 to 4029 and encodes 229 amino acids.